AUGGCCGGGGCGUACCUGGGAGGCAUCCUGGCCGGUUUCGUGCCCGAGCAUGUCUUGCUCUGCCUGUUCGCACUCAUGACCCUGGCAACCGCGAUAGCAAUGCUCUACAAGGACAACAGAAGUGCUCCAUCUGCAUAUCAGCCCGUCGCAAACGACUCUAACGAGGAGGCGCAGCUAAGCAAGGGCGUGAAGGAUUCGGACAACUCGGAUGGCGAGAAUUUCGUCAAGUUGGGAGACCUGCCUUUGUGGCACAUCGUCGUGGAAGGUUUUGUGGUUGGCCUCGUCACUGGGAUGGUGGGUGCUGGUGGUGGCUUCCUGGUGGUGCCUGCCUUGACCCUCAUGGCCGGUCUACCCAUGUCAUCUGCGAUUGGCACAUCCCUGAUGGUGAUUGCGAUGAAGUGUCUGGCGGGCUACAUUGGUCAUGCCAGCCAUGUGGCCAUCGAUGUGAAACUGACGUUGAUCGUCUCUGCAAGCGCCGUUCUCGGAAGCUUCUUGGGUGGCUAUCUGACUGAGUUCCUGGCGCCGAGCGUCUUGCGUAAGUCCUUUGCGAUUUUCGUGCUGACUAUCGGCUGCCUGCAGCUGUGGAAGGAAUCCGGUAGCCUGGUCCACUAA
Messenger RNA from Symbiodinium necroappetens, 612 nucleotides. The record is from the annotation of a GenBank genome assembly. NCBI's taxonomy places the organism in Eukaryota, Dinophyceae, Suessiales, Symbiodiniaceae.